AUGGAUUCAUAUGAAGCAACAAGAGUUGUGUUCACGAGGAUCCAAAAUUUGGAUCCUGAAUACGCUUCAAAAAUCAUGGGUCUUCUCCUUAUUCAAGAUCAUGGCGAAAAGGAGAUGAUUCGGUUAGCUUUUGGGCCUGAAUCGUUAGUUCACUCUGUGAUUAUGAAAGCUCGUAAAGAACUUGGCAUUCCGUCCAGCAACGCGCCGUCGACACCUUCUUCUCCGGCGUCACCGUCGCCGUUCAGUUCUUCUCACAGUCUCUCCCGGCAAAACUCGGCGAAUUCUUCGACUGCUUCAAGGCUUGUUAAUGGCGGAGUUACUAAUCUCCCUUCGCCUCUCAGUAUCCCGAGCUUGUCAUCUUCGUGGACGAACUCUAAUUUCUCUGAUUUUCAACCCAGUGAAGACCACCAUCUGAAUUCCUCAGCUCCGCCGUUCUACGGCGGAAGUAGUGAGCCUGAUCUGAUAGAUGAAUUACAAAUCCAAGACCAGCUUUCUUUUCUCAACGAUGGUUCUCCCACUCUCGGCCCUAAACCCACCGAUUUUUUCUACCCGGAUUUGAUGUCCCCUAACGGCAGCGGUGACAUGUACUCACCAUGGAGCGGCGGCGGCGGAGGCGGAGGCGGAGGCGGAGGCGGUGGUGGUGGCGGUCCACACCGCCGGAGCUCAUCUGCUAAUGAUAUUUUAUUCGGUGGAGGUGGUGAAGACCCCUAA
This is a messenger RNA of Lactuca virosa, 711 nucleotides long. Lineage: Eukaryota; Viridiplantae; Streptophyta; Magnoliopsida; Asterales; Asteraceae. The record is from the annotation of a GenBank genome assembly.